This is a messenger RNA of Sitodiplosis mosellana (orange wheat blossom midge), 1835 nucleotides long. RefSeq lists its product as uncharacterized. Gene Ontology annotation, cellular component: nucleus. Bases 133 to 777 code for a protein of 214 amino acids. The record is from RefSeq and is a predicted model, not a curated record. Lineage: Eukaryota; Metazoa; Arthropoda; Insecta; Diptera; Cecidomyiidae. The transcript is spliced from 3 exons.
AGGUUGGUUUGCCCUUGACAAUAUCAGACAUACUUAUGCAGGCGUCCAGUACACACAACACAUUGUCGUCAAUCAACGAGAAGUCAAAAUAUACACACUUCUUGGUUAAGUAAUUAUUUUCACAACAUAAACAUGGAAGUAGUACCAAAAGAAACUCUUCGCGAAAAAAUCCACGCAAUACUUAAGAAUGCCAACCUUGAGCAGACUUCAUCGAAAAAGGUGCGUCAAACACUGGAAGGCAUGUUCAAAUGUGAUUUCACAGAUCGACGAAAGGAGAUUGAUAAAAUGGUGAUGGACUACGUCAAUUCGAUACAGAACGACGAAGAAAGUGAAUCGAGCGAGGAAGAGACAAAGAAAAAAUCACCACCGAAAAAAGCGGCGAAAAAACGCAAGACAGACAGUGACAGUGAUGCCAGUUCAAACAAUGACUCAGGUGAUGAUUACAAACCCGAAAAGCCUGCACCACGAGCAAAGAAAGCGAAAAAAGCGGACAAAACGGAAGCUGGCGCCAAAAAGAAGGGCACUGGCAGAAAAGGCACUGGAUUCACACGACCAUAUCAAUUGUCACCGCAGCUGGCCGCUGUCGUUGGUUCCGACAUGCUACCACGUCAUGAGGUAGUGAAACGUGUCUGGGCCAUCAUCAACGAACGCAAUCUCUACGAUCCGAAAAACAAACAGUUCGCCAUUUGUGACAGUCAACUGCAAACCGUUAUGGGCGUCAAGAGAUUCCGUACAUUUGCUAUGUUAAAGUACCUCAAAUCGCAUUUCCUCGGCUAAUUUACGCAACGUUAUACGUUCACAUUUCAUCGAUUAUGUUUUUUUUACACGAUUUCUUUUUUGUACACAUACAAUAAUAAUCGGAAGAAACAAAUCUAGUGCUAUACUGAAUAAUAGAAAGAUACGAUUAUUUUUAAGGAUCACAGUGUUGAUGGACACUAAAAAGAAUUGUCAAUUUGCACACAAUUUUCGGUCGUUGUUUUUUUUUUUUUAAAUCAUCACUGCUUGAGCACAGCAAGACGUACAUUAUAAGGUUUUGGACUUCCAUCGAAAGAGAUGGUGAAUACAAGUUAUAUAUAUCCAUCUUUCUUUCUCCUCGAAAUCGAAUUAAAAACCUUAUAAUAUAUGUCUUGUUAACUCCCUGUGUGCUUGAGUUUAAAUCAUUUUUGCUGCACAAGCAAAAAAUAAAAUUUUGAAGAGAGAAAAAAAAGAAGUAUUUUUAUAAUCACACCACCGUCAGUUACAUUCACUGGAUAUCCAUUUCGAUGGGUCUGAUCAAAACAACCGAAAACCGCGUGCAAAUAGACAGUAACUAAAGUUGGUUAAUCUUCUUAAUGUUACAAACAACCGAAUAGUUUUCCAAUUCCUCUCAACAUCGAAUUGCUAACCAGAAGGGGAAAAAACAAGCAAACAAACCGAGAACAUUCAUAAUAAUGAUGAACUGAUAAUUAUCGCGAACUUUCUAGUACAACGGGCACCAACCAAAUCAUCAUAAAUUUAUUUGUAGUAAAAACAUUUUAGUUAAUAAUUUAAAUUCACCAUUUUCUAAGCAAUUAACGGGAUAUUCUAUGUUGAUGACAAAACACGAUUGAUGCGCCAUGGAGCCGAUUAAUAUCUAAAUUGAAACAGAAACCCAAUACAAAUAUCAUCAAUAGAACCAGAUUAAAUAGACUCGACCAUAUUUUGUUCUUUUUUUUUAGAUUAGAAAUAACAUUUUGCGUUUUUUUUUUGUUAUUUUUUUUAUAUGAUGCAUUUUUUCAACUAUUUCGAAAUUUAAAAUAAAAAAAUAACAACAACAACAAACAAACUAUAAAUAAAGUGAAGAAUUUUGCGAAAAA